AUGCUCAGGUAAGAGAGCACGGUAGGAGUGUGGAAUACUGCUGUUGCUUCAGUACUGGAUCCAGUCUGUAGUAGGUAGUAGGAUGUACGUCUCCAUUAGAAUGGUUUUCUGGUGUUUUCCUUAGACCUUUACAUAUGGUGGUAGUGCAUAAACUGUACGCAAGCAUCCUAAUGAAACGGUAUGUUUUCUAUCCCUGCAGUAACCAGACAGCAUGGAGGAAGGCCAACCUGGCCAGUAAACUGUCCCUAGACAACCUGGAGAAGGAAUCUCUUCUCUAUGGAGGCGAUAGUGGACUUAGACAAAGGUAAACAGAUAUUGUCUGUUUCUAGAUACUCUUCUCUGUAGUGUUUCAUUGUCGUUCCCUUAUUUCACUCACUGUGUCUUGUCUUAUUGUUAUCUGUUACUAUGAAGAUGUAGAAUGUCUUUGGUCACCUUCCUGAUUGGAGGAAAAAAUAACAGGUGCUGGCCCAGACGUCCAGUGACAUCACAGAGAGCCUGAUGAGCAUCAGCCUGAUGAUGUCACAGCAGGUGAUGCAGAGCGAGGAAACCAUGACCACGCUGGGUGAGUGGCUCCCCCUAGUGUACAGAGAGUGAAUCAUAUAGGAGUCUGUGUUUCUGAGAUGACAGUAGUGUUUAUAAUUUCAGCCCCUAACCCCGUCCCCUAGCUCCCUGUUUACAAAUCUGAAAGAACUAGAUGAGUGAGAACCAGUGUUGUAAUGGUAAAAAGUGGGUAAACGCUGAUCGCCUUUCACAGUGAAUAAAGUAAUACUCCCUAUAUUUACAAUGCAUUUGUUUGCAAUAGGUGGGAAAACGUUUGAGCAACAUAAAAAAGGUGUGUAAAUGCCAUUUGCGUGUGUUUACCUUUGACUACACCACUGGUGAGAACAAUAUUGAGGGGGUUCCACCAAAAGCCCUCAAAUUGGAGGACCCAGGCCUGUUUGUUUCUCAGUUGCUUUAUUCAAAUAAAAACAAGCAGCUGACAGGAGGCUAUUUGAUAUGUCCAGACCCAAAGCCCAGGGUGGACUCCGUAGCAACCUCAUCUCAGGCGGUCCCGGAGACAAACCGGAACCAUCCAGCUGGGGAGAAAGCUCAUCACUAAGUACAACCGCAGGGAGCUCACUGACAAACUGCUCAUCUUCCUUGCUCUUGCACUCUUCCUCGCCAAGUUCUUCUACAUCCUCAAGAAUAUAUUAUUUUUCCUCUAG
Coregonus sp. 'balchen' is the source of this 1205-nucleotide messenger RNA. The record is from the annotation of a GenBank genome assembly. NCBI's taxonomy places the organism in Eukaryota, Metazoa, Chordata, Actinopteri, Salmoniformes, Salmonidae.